GGGGCCGCCGGCCGGACCCAGCGCCCCGGGCGGGAGGCGCGAUGCGGACGCGGGGCGCCGUGGGCCGGGCCCGGGCGGCGCGGAGCUGCCUCUGCCUCCUCCUGCCGCUGCUGCUGCCGCCGGGGGCCGCGCCCGGGCAGCCGGGCCGCGCGGGUUUCCAGCAGGUUUCCCUGUUGUCUUCCUAUGAAGUUGUAAUCCCACAGAGGUUGGGAAGAGACCGGCGAGAGGCUUCCAAUGUCUCCUCAGUGCAGGACAAGGUGUCAUAUGCUAUUGAGAUAGAGGGAAAGGAACACACAAUUCAUCUAGAAAAGAACAAAGAACUGCUGCCCAAAGAUUUCACUGUUUAUACCUAUAAUAAGGAGGGGAAGUUGCAAUCUGAAUAUCCAGAUGUCCAGGAUCACUGCCAUUAUCAGGGAUAUGUGGAGGGGAGCCUGGAUUCUGUGGUUGCUGUCAGCACAUGCUCUGGGCUCAGGGGUUUGGUGACAAUAGGGAACAUCACCUAUGGGAUCGAGCCCAUGGAUCCCUCCUCUGUCUCCAAACACAUUCUAUAUCGAUUGGAUAAUGUGAAGAAGGAACCCACCACGUGUGGGGUAACCACUGAAGACCACGAAAAGGAACAGGCAGAGGAAAAUCCCCAUCCCAGCAUGACCCAGCUGCUGCGAAGAAAGAGAGCAAUCCUACAUCAAACAAGAUAUGUGGAGCUGUUCAUAGUUGUGGAUAAGGAAAAGUUCGAAGAUUUUGGGAAGAGUGAAACAGAAGUAAGAGAGCACAUGGUGCAGCUGGCAAACUUCCUCGACAGUAUGUACAUCAUGUUGAACAUCCGCAUUGUGCUGGUUGGUCUAGAGAUCUGGAAGUAUGAAAACAUAAUCAGCACAGAUGGAGGUGCUGGGGAUGUGCUGGCAAAUUUUGUACAGUGGCGAGAGAAGAACCUUGUGUUGCGCCGGAGACACGACAGCGCCCAGUUUGUUCUGAAGAAGGGCUUUGGUGGCACAGCUGGCAUGGCCUACGUGGGAACAGUGUGUUCCAAGAGCCACGCAGGAGGCAUCAACGUGUUUGGAAGAAUCAGUAUUCAGAUGUUUGCCUCAAUUAUGGCUCAUGAGCUGGGACACAACCUGGGGAUGAACCAUGAUGAUGAACGUCUCUGUCACUGUGGAGCAGCCAGCUGCAUCAUGAGCUCUGGAGCAUCGGGAUCAAGGAACUUCAGCAGCUGCAGUGCAGAAGACUUUGAGAAGCUAACUCUUAACAAAGGUGGGAGCUGCCUGCUCAACGUUCCCAAACCUGAUGAAACCUACAGUGUCCCCUACUGUGGGAACAAGCUGGUGGAUGCUGGGGAGGAGUGUGACUGUGGCUCACCAAAGGAAUGUGAAAGUGAUCCUUGCUGUGAGCCAGGUGCUUGCAGGCUCCGGGCCGGUGCCAAGUGUGCUUAUGGUGACUGCUGUAAAAACUGCCAGCUCCUUCCUGAAGGAACCGAGUGUCGGGCGAGCACCAACGAGUGUGACCUCCCCGAGUACUGCAACGGCACCUCCCAGUUCUGCCAGCCAGACUUCACCGUGCAGAACGGCCACCCCUGCCACCACCAGGAGGCCUACUGCUACAACGGGGUCUGCCAGCACUACGACGCCCAGUGCCAGGAUAUCUUUGGCUCAAAAGCCAAAGCAGCCCCCAACAUUUGUUUUGCUGAAGUGAAUUCCAAGGGUGACAGAUUUGGCAACUGUGGUUUCCAUGGCCAUGACUACAAGAAAUGUUCCAGCUGGAAUGCCAUGUGUGGGAAGCUGCAAUGUGAAAAUGUGAAAACUAUGCCUGUGUUUGGAAUCAAGCCUGCUAUUAUCCAGACUCCCCUUGUAAACACCACGUGCUGGGGUGUGGAUUUCCAGCUAGGCUCUGACGUCCCAGACCCUGGAAUGGUGAAUGAAGGCACCAAAUGUGGUAAUGGAAAGAUCUGCCGGCACUUCCAAUGCGUGAGCGCCUCCGUCCUCAACUACGACUGCGACGUGGAGCAGCAGUGCCACGGGCACGGGGUGUGCAACAACAACAGGAACUGUCACUGCGAGGCUGGCUGGGCCCCCCCACACUGUGACACCAGGGGCUACGGUGGCAGCGUGGACAGUGGCCCUCCCUACAAAGACACCUCACUGAGGAAUGGGCUGCUGGUGUUUUUCUUCCUGAUCCUCUCACUCCUCAUAGCUGCUGUUCUGGCAUUUGUAAAAAGAGACAGGCUGAGGAGAUGCUUUAGGAGAUUAAUGUCACGCUGCCAUUCGUCUCUUCGGUCACCGCCUCCUCGACCAGAAACUGACCAGAGAGACUACCACCACAGAGGCUUUUCCCAUGGCAUGCCUUAUCCUUCAAGAGCUGUUCCCAUGGACAUGGAGCCCCAUACCUACCCCGUUCCAUCUUACCCAGUUAAUCAGCAUCCCCAGCAGACUUACCACCAGCCCUACUACCCAUCACCACAGUACCAGGCACAGCAGCCACAGAGGCUGCCGACAAGGCCACCGCCCCCGCUGCAGAAGUGUGUGCCUCAGGGACCUCCUCCAGCACAGCAAAAAUGUUUACCUCAGGGACAGUAUUUUCCUUCUCGACCGGCACCUUUGCCUCCCAAAUAGCUUUUGGCUUCUUUGGGGCCUUCCUGUGAGCUGACCUGUCCACUGAGACAGAGCUGAGGCUGCAGUUGUCCUCCUUGCAUUGAGCAGCCUGUGGUAAUCCCGGGAAUCCUUCCUUCUGCAGCCUAGGAUAAGGCAAAUGAGAUAGUGAAACGAGGAAUGUAAAACUUCAAACUAAAUACCUCUACCAGAGCUACAGGAGCUGGAAACAUCUGUUCUUAGAGCUGUCUGAGGAUUGUGGCUUUGUGACCUGCAGCCUGGCGUGGAGCAGCCUGCAGUGACAUCCUCUUGUGAGCACAACUUGGAAGUUGCUUUUGGUUCCCCCAUUCCUGCCAUGAGCCCUGACAAGGAAAUUGUCUGAUUUGUUGCCAUCUUUCUAAGCGUACAGUGAAGAUCUGAAGUGACCCAAACUGUUUCCAAAACAAGGAAAUCUGGCCAAAUAACUUCAAAUUAUUCUGCAUGGACUGGAAAGAGUUUACCAUUUCCAAAUUAAUGGCAUAAGUGAAAUAAGGUAUCAGUGUACUUUUUCAGAGGAAGAGAAAUACAUUGUAAACAUGUUUAUGCAUGUAUAUAUGUUUAUUGAUGUGUAAUAAUGCACUUGAAUUCUUACUUCCAUGCUGACUGACACUAAGCUGUGCUACAUGAGCACUGAUUUUAAUGGUUUUAAAUUAGUAAUUGUGAGUUGCUAAAUGAGAAUCCUGUACUAAUUUCCACUAAUAAUAUCAUGCCUAGGCAAUGAAACUAAAGGUACGAAGCCGUGGCCAUAUUUUGGUUUUAAAAAAAUGGGUUUCUCUUGGGUUUUAAUUUGGGUCUAAGGACUGAGCAACAGUCCCUGCAGGAUGCUGAGGGGCAAGAAGUGUCUGGUGAGACCAGCUGAGCUUCGCUGAGCACUUUAAACAGGAACCUGGUGACUAAUGUGACCCAUGUGCCUGAUCCCCAAGCCUUUUUAGUGUCAGUUAGGAUGGGCCUGGACCCUUUCCUGCACCACUGACUAAACUAGACCUUGCACCCCUUUCUGAAAAGGGGUGUUUAGCAUUUGAUGUUCUGGCUGGUCAGGAAGGUCUGUCACCAUGGUACUGCUGGGCCCUGGGUGGAAACAGGACCCUGGUGGUCACAGAAAGAAAUCUGUUACACAGACUUGCUAAAAGUGAAAUAAGUACUGAAUAAUAAGUGCUUGGCUUUUUCACUUUGUGCUCGCCACCGAGUACAAACACAACCUGUAAAAUCCCCCAUCAUAUUGCAAAAAACCCCAACCUUUUCCUCUGUAAAUACAUAUAUAAAUAUAUAUAUAUAGUGUUUGCAUUUGCAGUAAUAAAUACUUGAACUCCUGUGGUUUCCCAUAAACUUAGACUAAGCUGUAUAACAUUAUUAAAAUAUGUAAAACGUCCUAGAAUAUCACCAGACGUUCUUGUGGGGGUCUUAUCUUUAUUCUGAGAUAACAACUUCCUCAUUUUUGUUGUGUUUGCUCAGCUGGGGCUGUCUGUCCAUCUGUCUGUCUGUCUGCAGCUGGGCCAGGCAGAUGUGCUGGGAGCUGCUCCCCACGGCUGGAGCGGGGCUGGAAACAUCCGGGAGUGGGAUGUACUGAACUGUAUGUGUGAACUCAAACUGUGCUGAAUAUGGUGCCUUUUACUAGAUGCCGCGUUCUGGUCCCCGCAGCGCCCCGGGCUGCGGGGCGGCCGGUUGGGCAGCGAUCCUGCGGGCAGGGCAGGGCUCCCGUUUGACGCCGCUGACGGUGCCGCUGGAGCCUGCGCUGCUCCCCCGGGUCGCUCUGGAGAAAGCGGAGGCGAAUUCCGUGUCCCGCACGCGUGUACACCCGCAAGGGCUGUUCCCCGACCCCCUUUGUAAGCACCAGACGAGCAAUAAAGCUGCCGGUUUUGUACGA
Messenger RNA from Apus apus (common swift), 4482 nucleotides. RefSeq names its product ADAM metallopeptidase domain 9 (gene ADAM9). The transcript is spliced from 22 exons. NCBI's taxonomy places the organism in Eukaryota, Metazoa, Chordata, Aves, Apodiformes, Apodidae. Gene Ontology annotation, cellular component: plasma membrane. The record is from RefSeq and is a predicted model, not a curated record. Gene Ontology annotation, biological process: membrane protein ectodomain proteolysis; transforming growth factor beta receptor signaling pathway; cell-cell adhesion mediated by integrin. Gene Ontology annotation, molecular function: integrin binding; metalloendopeptidase activity. The coding region runs from base 42 to 2603 and encodes 853 amino acids.